UUCCAAAUUGCCCACCGGAGCUGCUGAAGCGCCCUCUGGGUUCCGCCUCCAAAAUGCGUUGCCACUGGUAACGCGGAGGAAAAGAGGAGGGACUCUAGUCAGAGGAGCCUAUGGGAGAGCGAAAAGACGUUGAGUGACACCGAGCCUCUGACCAAUCAGCGCCUUUGACACGCCUGUGUCGCAUGCCCUGCCGCUGCCUAUAUAAACCACACUGACAAUUUAGUAAUCCAGUCUGAUCGCGGGUCGUCUGGCUAAAGUAGGACUUUAAAGAAGCAAGAUAUCGACACAAGCAAACCCUCUCGCUUAAUUUAACACUGACAACAUGAAAGCAAUAAGCCCCGUGCGGUCCUUCCGGAAAAACAACGCGAAUUUAUCAGAGCACUCCUUGGGAAUCUCUCGGAGCAAGACCCCGGUGGACGACCCGCUCAGCCUGCUGUACAACAUGAACGACUGCUACUCCAAGCUGAAGGAGCUGGUGCCCAGCAUCCCCCAGAACAAGAACGUCAGCAAGAUGGAAAUCCUGCAGCAUGUCAUCGACUACAUCCUGGACCUGCAGAUCGCGCUGGACUCCAGUGUCGCACUAACCAGCCUGCAUCACCCCGCGCGGCCGGGGCAGGCUCCAUCCAGGACCCCUCUGACCACCCUCAACACAGAUAUCAGCAUCUUGUCGUUACAGUCCCCGGAGUUGCCAUCAGAGCUGAUGACAGAUGACAGCCGGACUCUGCAUCGUUAAAGCGGUGUUUGGUCAAGACGCAAAAAACACACACAGGACCUGGGGAGCAGGACUUCCCCCCCCCACCCCACCCCACCCUCCACCACCUCCUCCAACCUCUGUCCUCCAGGCCUGGAUUUUUCUUUUUCUUCUGACGCUGAAAUCAAGAGACUUUUGCUUAUUAUGGGACAAUCUUAUGUGAUGUGUUUUCUGUUUGGACACUUCAUUAUUAUUUAACUUAAGAAUUUUUUUUUUAAUUUGUGGGUCCUUUCUGGAAAUGGAAGGCACGUUAUAUUCCCGACAGUGGGAGGGAAAACGAGAUUAUUGUCACAAGGAUUAUUUCCCCGUUUCACCCUUGUCCCCCUCCUUGUUGAAGUCUUCGCUUUUUUUGCGAAGGUGGGAACGUGAAUAGAAAAGACAACUUGGUUAGUUACUGUAAAAAGUUUAGUCUUGUCUUGUCAGAGUUGUUGGCACAUGAAGGACUGGACGUUGUUUAAAAAAAAAAAAAAAAAAAAAAAAAAAAGUUAAAUGAAAGAAUGAAACCUUGUGAACUCUCGGGAGUUUAUCUUGUAUAGUUGCAGGAAUUUGAAACUUCUGCAAAAGUGUAAUGUUGUACUUAAUUAUUCUGAAACUUUUUAUAAAAGUAAAUUGUACCUUUUUUAUACAAAAAUAAAUCAAAAACGCA
This is a messenger RNA of Scomber scombrus (Atlantic mackerel), 1397 nucleotides long. RefSeq names its product inhibitor of DNA binding 2a (gene id2a). Gene Ontology annotation, molecular function: transcription regulator activity; protein dimerization activity. The record is from RefSeq and is a predicted model, not a curated record. The coding region runs from base 323 to 733 and encodes 136 amino acids. Gene Ontology annotation, cellular component: nucleus; cytoplasm. The transcript has 3 exons. Gene Ontology annotation, biological process: circadian regulation of gene expression; negative regulation of transcription by RNA polymerase II; cell differentiation. Lineage: Eukaryota; Metazoa; Chordata; Actinopteri; Scombriformes; Scombridae.